This is a messenger RNA of Brassica rapa (field mustard), 636 nucleotides long. RefSeq lists its product as uncharacterized. The record is from RefSeq and is a predicted model, not a curated record. Lineage: Eukaryota; Viridiplantae; Streptophyta; Magnoliopsida; Brassicales; Brassicaceae.
UUCAUUUAGACAAACGCGGAAAACAUUGUCCCCUUUGUCUCUUCGUCGCUUUUCUUGGUGGAAAGGAAACAAAAGGAAAGAUAUCUCUCUCUCUCUCUCUCUCUCGCCUGAUUGAAUGAGAAAUCCUCCUCCGUCUCUGCUCUCCCUCACCGUCAACGCCGCCGUCUUAAACCUCUCUCGCAUCAACGAUCUCUCUCAUCUCCCCGAUCACAUCGUCCCGGAACUCUUCGCCAGGACAUUGGAAGCUGGGAAGUUGAAUGAGAGAGUUCUAAGACUGUUUAUGGCGUCUGGAAACGAAGAAGUGCUUUCUGUUAUCGACGCUCUGAAAAUCAAAAUCGACGUCACUCCCAUUAUUCCUACUCGAUGUCAUGAGAGAUUUGGAUUGAACGAAAUGGACUAGACGCUAAGUUCCCUAGUUAAAUGAUGUUGCCAAUGAGUGGGUUUUGAAGCUUGGUCCCUUGCCAAUGAGGUCUAAUUGUAUAAGUUUUUUAUUCCCGUUCCUAUGAAGUUUGUAUGCAAUCAUGGAAGGUUUUUGUUUGCUGCAGAGUUCUGUUUUUAAGUUUCUAUCUUCUAUUGUUUCGUUAUCCGACUUUCCAGUUCCAUGUUAUUCAAGUAUAUAGCUCAAGUCCAGUUCCA